This is a messenger RNA of Helianthus annuus (common sunflower), 1191 nucleotides long. Its product is annotated as clavaminate synthase-like protein At3g21360. Lineage: Eukaryota; Viridiplantae; Streptophyta; Magnoliopsida; Asterales; Asteraceae. The transcript has 3 exons. Gene Ontology annotation, molecular function: oxidoreductase activity. The record is from RefSeq and is a predicted model, not a curated record. The coding region runs from base 92 to 1075 and encodes 327 amino acids.
AGUUUUCAAAUUUGAUUUGUUCAUCUUUAAUGACUAGCACACACUCAUAAAUUUUGUACUUAAGAAUCCCACUACUCACUUCGAUUCAAACAUGGAGGAACAUAGCCUAUUCCACGAAGCAGUUGACUUAUUACCACUACAAAAACCUAACGGCGAAGUUCUCUUCCCCAUCGUUCUCACUCCAAACCCCAAAACCACCAAACCAAUUGAACUAACAGAAGCAAUCAAAGCUAACAGAGCAUGGUUAGACUCUCUGCUCCAUCAAUCCGGUGCAAUUCUCUUCAGAGGGUUCAGUGUUUCCUCAGCUUCUGACUUCAACGACGUCGUUGAGUCCUCCGGGUAUGAGGACUUCAGCUAUGGUGUUGGUGGUGCAGGCUCCAGAACCAAAGUUGUGGGUCGGGUUUACACUGCUAAUGAAGCUCCACCUCAUCAGAACAUCCCCUUCCAUCACGAAAUGUCUCAUUCUCCUGUGUUUCCCUCCAAAUUGUUCUUCUUCUGUGAAGUAGAACCAGGAAAAGGGGGAGAAACAUGUAUAGCUCUGAGUCAUGUCAUAUACGAAAGGAUGGAACAAAAACACCCGAAAUUCGUUAAAGAAAUGGAAGAAAAAGGAUUCAUUUACACGCGAGUUCUUGGAGACGAAUCUGAUCAUUCAUCGCCAGUCGGUCGAAGCUGGAAGGAGGUCUUCAUGACCGACGACAAAACCAUAGCUGAAGAAAGGGCUGCAAAGCUUGGAAUGAAACUAGAGUGGAUGGAAGGUGCUGUGAAGGCUAUAAUCGGGCCUAACCCUGGUUUCCGAUAUGAUGAAGUUAAGAAACAUAAAAUUUGGUUUAAUGGUGUGGUAGGAAGGUUUGAAGAUAAACUAAACAAUGACCCUGCAAACGCGGUGGUGUUUGGUGAUGGAAAACCACUGCCCGCUGAUGUUUCUGAUGAUUGUGCUAAGAUCUUUGAUGAAGAGUGUGUUGCGUUACAAUGGCGGAAGGGCGAUGUUCUGUUGUUAGAUAACUUGGCGGUCGUGCAUUCCCGGCGACCAUUGAUUACGCCGCCUCGCAGAGUGCUGGCUUCAUUUUGCAAGUGAACUUUGUGAUGUUGGAAUAAUGGAAUGUAAUGUCUGUAAAUUUCAUUUCAAAUAAUGUGGUUUAAUAGUUGUAAUAAGGCAUAACACUUAUGUUAUAUAUAUUUUACUUUCACAUA